CGCUGGGACACGACCCAUUUGGCUCGCCCAGGUUCGACCAACCGCCAACCGUUCGGUUAGAAAGAGCCUGGAGAUGGUACGUGACUCACGCUCGCCGGUCGCCAUUUCACAAGCCGUCUCGGCCUUCGCCGCGGUAACAUGUACGACUCGUUCAACUCGCCCCGGAACAACGCAGGCGGUCUCAUGGACCAAGGCCAGUAUGAGACGCUUCUCAGCGAAGUGUCCAAGGCCGUCGGGCAGUUCAAUGGCAUCAUCCGCUCGAUCGAUCAAAAGGUUUCGCUCUAUGGCACGUCGCUGGACUCGCGCGCCAACCACGAGAAGCUCACGGAGCUCGUCGACAAGGGCAACAAGCUCGUGGGCAAGAUCCAGAAGCGGCUCAAGCUGCUCACGGACGACGUCAAGAACAAGAGCGGCCCAAAGGCCAAGGCGCGUGCGACAGCCGUGAAGAAGCUCUCGUCCGACUUCAAAUCGCAGCUCGAGCUCUUCCAAAAGAGCUGCGAGACAGUGGUCGCGGCCGAGACGCAGGCCGUCGACAACAUUCGCCGGUCGUCGUCGUCGUUUGUGCAGCCCAAGGGCGAGACGAACGGCAACAACUUUUUCAACUACAACGAAGACCAGAUUUACGCCCAGGCCCAAGUGACCACGUACGACGAAGACGACAUGAUGCGGCGCGAAGAAGACAUUAUCCACAUCAACCACCAGCUCAAGGAGAUCAACGCUGCAUACAAGGAGAUCGACGGCCUCGUCCAAGACCAAGGCGAAGUCAUUGUCGAGAUUACCGACAACAUUGACAACGCCCAUGAAAACGCUGAAGAGGGCUUGAACCAGGUCAAGCAAGCCGACAUGCGGAAAUCCUACUGCGUCUGCACGAAGCGCAAGAUGAUCUGCUAUGGCGUGCUCGGCCUCAUCCUCGUGCUGCUCGUCCUGACGUUGGUCCUCGCGCUCGGCAAGAGUUAAAUGCUUGUGCGCUCCUCAUGUACACACAUUUUCCAUCGUUUUUGUUGAAAAAUCGCAAAUAUUUUGCAGGAAAUAGAGGCGAUAUGACCAAGUAAUCGACCGUUGACCGCCAAUAUGUACACUUUUGUCCCGUCA
Molecule: messenger RNA, 1092 nt
Organism: Saprolegnia diclina VS20
Lineage: Eukaryota; Oomycota; Saprolegniomycetes; Saprolegniales; Saprolegniaceae
Exons: 4
Coding region: 139-957 (272 amino acids)
Biological process (GO): intracellular protein transport; vesicle-mediated transport; vesicle fusion
Cellular component (GO): endomembrane system; membrane; SNARE complex
Molecular function (GO): SNARE binding; SNAP receptor activity
Source: RefSeq, a predicted model, not a curated record